AUGGUCCUAGUCUCUCCACAGGUGGUGUGUAAGUACAUCCAGGACCCAGUGCUGUUCCUGGUGGACCAUGUGGGUUUGGUGAAGUUCGACCUCCGCUUCAUGGUCCUGCUGCGCUCUGUGCGACCGCUCAAACUCUACGUCUACAACGUGUUCUGGCUGCGCUUUGCAAACAGGGAGUUCUCGUUAGAUCACUUUGACGACUACGAGAAACACUUCACUGUGAUGAACUACACUGAAGGAGCAACACUAACACAGAUUCACUACGAUGAGUUCAUCCCGAUGUUCGAGCAGCAGUAUCCACAGCACCCCUGGAGGAACAUCCAGGUCUCCACACAUCACCUCGCUUUGUCCAUGGCUCUCUGCAGCUCAGGUGCACACCGGGUUCGCACGCCUGUUCAUGCUCUCCUGCUUCUGCGUACGUAG
Knipowitschia caucasica is the source of this 423-nucleotide messenger RNA. Lineage: Eukaryota; Metazoa; Chordata; Actinopteri; Gobiiformes; Gobiidae. The record is from the annotation of a GenBank genome assembly.